AUGGCCGGCACCCUUCCCCCCAACGACGGUGACUCCGCCGCGGCCGCCGCCGAGCAGCAGCGUCUUGCAGACGCGCGCACGGCGCGCCAGGCGAAGCGCGAGGCCGCCCUCGUGCGCGCCAAGGCGGCUGAGGCCGCCGCCGCCGCUCGCGAUCGCGAAGCCCUAGCCCUAGCGGCUGAGGAACGCGCCGCCGCCGACGACAGCGAUCAAGAGCCCGACACCGGGCCCGACGUCGAUGCUGAUGCUGCCUCCGAUCGCCCUCCGGCGGAAGACAUUCGCGCCGCCAUGCUCCUCCACGAAGCUGCCGCCGUUCUGAACCUCCACGCCCAAGCCGCCGGAGUUCAGAACAUCCGCAGCCUCAUCCCCGUCGUCCUCGACACCACCUCCAGCCCGUACACUCGAUGGUGCGAGCAAUUCCUGCUCGCUGUCGGCCGCUUCGCCCUCCAAGACCACGUCUUCCUCGACGCUCCGACCCCCUCUUCCCCAGACUGGGAGCGGAUGGAUUGCGUCGUUCGCUCCUGGCUUCACAGCACCAUCUCCGCCGAUCUUGCCGAGGCUGUGAUGGGGCGCGGCAGCUCUGCUCGGGCGGCCUGGCUCGCCAUCGAGGCGCAAUUUCUCGGCAAUCGAGAAACCCGCGCCUUGCACCUCGACGCCCAGUUCCGCCACUUCUGCCAAGGUGAUUUGUCUAUCACCGAUUACUGCAGGAAGUUCAAGUCCAUGGCCGACGACCUCGCCGAUCUUGGUGAACCCGUCACAGAUCGCACCUUGGUGCUGAACGUGAUUCGCGGCCUCAACAAGAAUUUCACCGACAUCGACCGCCAUCUCCGUCGCGGGCGCCCCUUCCCGGCGUUCCUCGACGUCCGCAACGAUCUCCUUCUUGAGGAGAUCACCGCCGCCCAGAGGAACUCCGCUGCACCCACCGCCCUCCUGGCCGCGGGCGCUGGCGGCACGGUGUCCGGCUCCUCUGCCCCGCGCUCCUCUGCCUUGCAGCAGCCCCCUUCCAAGACCGGGGGCGGCUCCGGGGGCGGCUCAGGCGGCGGCAGAAAUCGGCACAGCAAGCACGCCGGGCGCUCCGACUUCAAGCGCAGCGCUGCAGGCGGCGGCGAUUCCGGCGCUGGUGCUUCCGCCGGGCAGGGCGCCAGUGGCGCACCAGCUGCGGGCCAAUGGCCCUCGUACUACAACCCCUGGACCGGGUCCAUUCAGAUGUGGCCCGGUCCAAGGCCCCCACUGCCCCAGGCCGCCACCCGGCCUGCCCCGCAGCAGGCACUGUUGGCCCAACAGCAGGGGCCACCGCCCCCCGCGCCGGCCUCGUUCGUCCCCGCGACACCGCCCGCGCCGUGGGCCCCCGCCGGCCUAGGAGCCCUCAGCCCGGCUCCUCAGUGGGGCGCACCCCACCCGUGGGCUGGGCCUCCUGGCUUCUACAGCACCGCCGGCUAG
Panicum virgatum (switchgrass) is the source of this 1437-nucleotide messenger RNA. RefSeq lists its product as uncharacterized. The record is from RefSeq and is a predicted model, not a curated record. The coding region runs from base 1 to 1437 and encodes 478 amino acids. Lineage: Eukaryota; Viridiplantae; Streptophyta; Magnoliopsida; Poales; Poaceae. The transcript has a single exon.